Apus apus (common swift) is the source of this 9176-nucleotide messenger RNA. It is a transcript of the gene MAP3K2, whose product is annotated as mitogen-activated protein kinase kinase kinase 2. The record is from RefSeq and is a predicted model, not a curated record. Gene Ontology annotation, molecular function: protein binding; ATP binding; protein kinase activity. The transcript is spliced from 17 exons. The coding region runs from base 430 to 2304 and encodes 624 amino acids. Gene Ontology annotation, biological process: protein phosphorylation. Lineage: Eukaryota; Metazoa; Chordata; Aves; Apodiformes; Apodidae.
GAGCGCGCGGCGGCAGCGGCGGCAGCAGCGGCGGGGCCGCCGGCGCCGCACGCCUGACGGGAUCCCCCAGCCCGGCCCCUUCCCCGCGCCCCGGCCCUGCUGCGGAGCCGGCGCUCGGCGGCAGCGUCCCCGCUCCCCUCCUCACGGGCCCGUCGCGACCCCGCCGGCCUCGGUGCCUCCUGUCAGCCUCUCCGCCGUGCCCCGGCGCGGGCAGGCCCCGGGCCCCUUCCCCCCCUCCUCCGGGGGGGGUGGGCUCCUCUCCGGAAACCUGGCCGCUCCCUCCGCGCCGCCUGCCCAGCCGGGCCCGCGCCCGUGGCUGCCGGGCAGUGCGGGGGGUGCUGCCCGGCCUCCGCCGUGACACAGGAAAUAAAAUAAUGCUGAUGAAGCUACCAUUUCCCUGAAUUUCAAGUUCUCAGGCUCACUGCCAUUAUGGAUGAGCAGCAAGCUUUGAAUUCAAUCAUGCAGGAUUUGGCUGUGCUUCACAAGGCCAGUCGUCCUGUAUUGCCUCAGCAAGAAACAGGAAAACCAAAGUCAUCUUCGCCUAAAAAACAGAAUGAUGUUAGAGUCAAAUUUGAACACCGAGGUGAAAAAAGGAUUCUGCAGUUACCAAGGCCUGUUAAACUUGAAGAUCUUGCAGCUAAAGCUAAAGUUGCUUUUGGACAGACUAUGGAUUUACAUUACAGCAAUAAUGAGCUUGUCAUUCCAUUAACCACACAGGAUGACCUGGACAAAGCUAUUGAAUUGCUCGACCGCAGUGUGCAUAUGAAGAGCCUCAAGAUAUUGCUUGUAAUACAUGGAAAUACACAGUCACUUAGUGUAAAUAACGUGGAACCCUUGCCCUCGCUGGAAGAUUUAGACAAUACAGUAUUUGGUGUGACAGACAGAAAGAGGCGACUAUCUGUAAUAGGUUCUAAUACUCGUGAUAGGAGUUCACCUCCCCCAGGAUACAUUCCAGAUGAGCUGCAUCAGGUGGCCCGAAAUGGGUCCUUCACUAGUAUCAACAGUGAGGGUGAAUUCAUUCCAGAAAGUAUGGAUCAGAUGCUGGAUCCAUUGUCUUUGAGUAGUCCUGAAAACUCUGGCUCAGGAAGCUGUCCAUCACUUGACAGCCCUUUAGAUGGAGACAACUAUCCUAAAUCUCGGAUGCCAAGAGCACAGAGUUAUCCAGAUAAUCAUCAGGAAUUCUCAGUAGAGUAUGAUAUCCCAAUAUUUGAGAAAAUGGGAAAGGGGGGCACUUACCCCCGAAGAUACCAUAUUUCAUAUCAUCAACAAGACUACAAUGACGGUCGUAAAACUUUUCCAAGAGCCAGAAGGACUCAGGGGAACAGCUUCCGAUCGCCUGUUAGUUUCAGUCCCACCGAUCACUCGCUGAGCACCAGUAGUGGAAGCAGCGUCUUUACACCGGAAUACGAAGAUAACCGAAUGAGGAGGAGGGGCAGUGACAUAGACAAUCCCACCUUGUCAGUCAUGGACAUCAGCCCGCCAAGUCGCUCACCACGAGCUCCAACUAACUGGAGACUUGGUAAACUGCUGGGUCAAGGUGCAUUUGGCCGCGUAUAUCUGUGUUACGACGCUGAUACCGGAAGAGAACUGGCUGUUAAACAAGUUCAGUUUGAUCCUGAUAGUCCAGAAACCAGCAAGGAAGUGAAUGCACUUGAAUGUGAGAUUCAGUUGCUGAAAAAUCUACUGCAUGAAAGAAUUGUUCAGUAUUAUGGCUUCUUGAGAGAUCCACCAGAAAGAACACUCUCUAUAUUCAUGGAAUAUAUGCCUGGGGGUUCCAUCAAAGACCAACUAAAGUCAUAUGGAGCACUCACAGAGAAUGUGACUCGAAAAUACACACGGCAGAUUUUAGAAGGAGUUCACUAUUUGCACAGCAAUAUGAUUGUCCAUCGAGAUAUUAAAGGGGCAAAUAUUCUGCGAGAUUCAGCAGGCAACGUGAAGCUCGGGGACUUUGGUGCCAGCAAACGGCUGCAGACUAUCUGUCUCUCUGGUACAGGAAUGAAGUCUGUCACAGGAACUCCAUACUGGAUGAGUCCAGAAGUUAUUAGUGGAGAAGGGUAUGGCAGAAAAGCAGAUAUCUGGAGCGUAGGUUGUACAGUGGUAGAAAUGCUCACAGAGAAGCCCCCGUGGGCAGAGUUCGAAGCAAUGGCUGCCAUCUUUAAAAUUGCCACUCAGCCAACCAGCCCCCAGCUACCACCUCAUGUGUCCGACCAUGCUCGGGAUUUCUUGAAACGGAUUUUUAUCGAGGCCAAGCUGCGACCAUUUGCAGAUGAACUGCUAAGACACACGUUUGCACACUAUCACUAACAGCCUGCCUCAACUCAGCUUGCAUCUACUGCAUUUAUUUUCUAUUUGACUGCACUUUUAUUUUUAUUUUUUACAAAAAAAAAGGAGAAAAAAGACAAGAGAGAGAAUAUUCUCUUGAAUCUUUGUUUCACUUAGAUUGUAAACAAUAUAAAUUUUGUAUCUAAAUGAGAAUCUUCUCUCCCCUGCUCCUACCAGGACUAGAACUUUUUGUUUAUAUAAUGUACUGAUGUGGUUCCUGUAGAUAAAGCACUUUAGUACAUAUUUGUUCCUUAUUUAAAGGAGGGAAAAAAAAAAAGACAAAUGCUUGGACAGUCAGGAACUGUGUGACUUUUUCUGACACCGCUGACUGACUCAGGGUGCAGGGAAAAAUAGACAUGCAGCUAAAGGACAGGAAGGUUACUUCUCUGUGAUUCUUCUUUAUAUUAUAGGCACUUGCAGCAGAGAGUUCUAAGUUCUUACUAUAGUUUAGCAUUUUAAUAAAUGUCUGGAUUUUACAGUUUAAUCUGGAAUGUGCGGUUCUGAAAGUUAAAAGUAAAGCUGGAAGAACUUGGAACUCUUUGUACAGCAGCGUGUCUAACCGGUACUUCUUUGUGACCAAAAGAAAAUAAUGAAAAAGAGCUCAACACUGAUGGUACUAGUUAGAUGAUUUUGUGUAGAACUAUUGUAUUAUCUUAGUAGGAAAAUAAUGACAGGUAAACGGAUUAUGGACCCAGACUCCUAGGAACUCCUAUACUGCAAGGGAAAAAUUUCUGUAAUAGACUUAAAGAGUCAGCUGUUGGAUGUAAAUAAUUAGGAGAAUGCCUCCUGCUGUAUCUGCCAAAGACAACCUCUGCUGCAUGAGCUUGGAGGGAAGAUGGUUAUCCCAGAUGAGAAAAAAUAAUGAUGAUGAGAGUAAUUUCUCCUCCACAAUCCCAUUAAUAGCUGGGACGGGAAGGGGAGUGACUAAUCCUUGUGCAGUAUCUGAGUUAAUUCAGAAUGAGCUAUAAGAAAUCAAUAAUGUUUUCAAAGCUGUCGAGAGGUGCUAGGAUGGAAUGUAUGUCAACAUCAAGUGCCUGAAUAAUAUAAAAAUCUUCCCAUUAUGCACUAAAAAACCUGUUUUCGUAACACAGGUCAGUCAUCUAGGAUGUGUUGAAAAUUCCUGAAAUGAAGUUAAGCAUCUUCUAACACUAGGAAUAAGUCACUGAGAAAGACAGGACUCCAGUUGUAUUUUUAGGAAACUAGUAAUGAUGAAUCCACAUAAACAAGGAGGCACAGCACAAAAUAUGAUGGUAUCAAGAAUAGGCCAAAAGUGCAGAGAGAGCCAGCAGUUAAAUAAAUUGAGUGUCAUUACUCCAGCCUGAUAAUCCAGAUGAUUGGUGUUUGUCAGUUUUCCAAUAGUCAUAAAACCAUACAUUAAUCAAUUUUAAACUUCUGAAAGAGUAUAAUAAAAGAACAAAAGUAAUACUUUGAAACACUGCUUCUCAAUCGAGAAGUCCAGCUACUGAUCACGUGUAGUGCAUAACUGACUUUUCACAACAGAAGAGUCAAACUCAUUUUUGUAGAAGAACACAACAUAAAUAAUUUAAAAGGGCAUUUUGAAAUAAACUAUUGGACUACACAACUGAAAUAAUGCAUACUGUUUUGGAUGAUUCAUUGCAUGCUUUAGUUGUUUUGUAAAGGCAGAGUGGGCUGGUCCUGCGAACUUGUCCACUCUGAUAAGGCUCCACCUGUUUUGCAUCCUUAGGGGACUAUCAGAAUUAUGAAGUGCAUGGAGACAGAAAAAUGAACUUAUCCAUUCCCAUGGCAGUUCACUCAUGAGAUUUCUGAACUUAUUCUGCUAACUUCCAAAUUUUGCACCACAUCGUAAGCAGGAGUAUGGAUCUAUCUUAAUCAUUUUACCUGUAGUGGAGUAGGAGUGAUUUUUUUUGAGGCCAUCUCUCCUGUGACUGAGAGUGGUGGCUUCUUUGGUUUAGGUGAAUAUUUUACCCAGUUUAUCAUUUUCACAGUCAGGGUACACAACUGUGCAAAGUUUUCUGAGCAUGGAAAGAGCUAGCUAGACCAGAGAAGUUGAGAAGGCUGAAAGGAAAGUCAGUUUGUACUGACUUUUUUUUUUUUUGCUUUUGCUUCUCUGUCAUUAGAUAAAAGCUGUGAAAGCAGCCUUUAGGAAGAAUUGUAUCUACUCUGCUGUAAAGGACCUUUGCUUUCUAAGCAAUGUUUAGUGACAGCAGGGAUGGGAAGCUUAAUGUAGAGCCUAAUAGUUUUUGUAGGUAAUUUAAAGAUCAUAUAAUUGAAAUUACUGAUUUCAAACAGAUUAGGAAGGUACCAAAACCAAGGUGAAAAUUGUAUAUAAAAAUCAGUAGUGGACAGUGGUAUCUGAAAAGGUAAGAAAUGUUAUAUUACCAAAAAAAGGACAUUAAAGGGAAAAUUUAACCAGGUUUAUCUUGUAGCAUUUGUAACAUUUAAAUAUACUAUUCUAAAAAGAAACUGCACUCUCUGAAGCUUGAAAAUUUCAGAAUCUAAUUUUCUUUUAAUGUGUCCUUAUUGUGAGACAGUGCUGGCUCAUGUAUAUUGCAAUAUCACUUCCUCAUUGUGAUUUUUAAUAACUGAAUAAUCAUGUUUGCUGCUUUUGUGCCUUUUCUUAAAAAAUGGCAUUCAGUCAUGACAACGGUAAGCGUUUUGGAGCCAGGAAAACAAGAAUUUGCAGAAGGAAUUUUCCUUAUUUUUUUUAACAUAUCAGAAAGCUGCCAACAUAAAGAUGGUGCUUCUUAAAUGAAGAUGGCAUUUGCCAGUUCCAGCGAUGCCAGUAAAAAUAUAUUAAUUUAACUAAGAUUAGGCUUGAACUGUUUCCUUUUUUCCACCCUGAGAAUUUGUCUACUGACUUAAGCAAUGUACAGUAAAUGAGAUGGUUAUUUACAUAGGGUUUUUUGAGCUAGAAGUAAUUGUGAAGCUAAAUCAGACUUCUCCCAAAAGAUUAGCUAAUGUUUGUCCCCUCUUGGGGUAAGAUAGUAAACCAAGCUGCAUUAAAUAACACAGUACCUCUGUACACAAUGCCUGUAAAACCCUUCUUGACUCCUGGUGUGAUAAUGAACAAACCCCUGUUCUAGAUUUGAGAGGGUGCAUAGAAUUGCAUGCUUAAACCAUUGGACAAGGGUUGCAGAGCCAAGAUCCCUGCUCACAACUUCUAGUAUCUUACAAAGAUACCAGCAUUUUAGAAUCAUUGAUUAUUCUUAAUUGUUGAAUACAAUUACUAGAAUACGCCAACGAAAACAAUACUGUUUCAGGGUAGCCUUGCUUUUCUGUAAAUUAUGUGCUCUCAAAAAAUAAGGAUCACGGUUCACAGUGAGUAUGCAUAUUUCCAAAGGACUUAUCUACCAAUUAAUUUUAUUAUUCUGUUUGUUGCAUGUAUUAAGUAACAAAAGUUAAGCUACUUCUGUAUUAUGGUUUUGAUGGUGUAACUAAGAGUCCUGUUUGAGACUGAAAGUUUCAGUCAUGUUAGAGCAAGUUUGUUGUUUAUAAUUUGGGUGAUAAAAAUACCCAUGCAAGGACUUGAAAAAAUAUGGCUCUAAUAGCUGCAAAGUUCAAUCGACACAGACUUUUUUCUUGAUGGCUUAAAUACAGUCUUAAAAUCUUAAUGUGAUUUGCAAUUUUAUUUGUAGCUAAUUAGUCCUUUCAGUAUAACAAUUUGGAAAGUUACUUUUUUUUUAGCUAGUGCCUUUUUAAUGGUAUGCCUUAAUUUUGUUCAUAUUUGAAAACCACAUUGAAAUAUGUCAUGCAAUUCCAUGUCACCAAAACAGUCAUAGAGUGUGGGUUUUUUCCAAGUGCCCAAACUAGAAUUCCCCUAACUGCAUGGAAAAGUGUUUGUUGCAGACAUUUCAAUGGAGAAUUCUAAGAAGUUAUUAUGGAAGCACUUCCUGUAAUCUUCCUGAAUUAAUACAGGGUUUGUAUUUGUGUUUGGGAACCUGCAUGCUGAGGCACAUGGCAGAAACAAUACUUUUCUGCACUCACAGAAAUACUGUUAGAGUCAAGGUUUAGCUUCCCGGCUCUGGAUUCUGGGUUUGCUGCAGAGAGUGCAGCCAGGCUCUGAAGGGACUUGAAAUUACUGACGGUACAGUUGUGAAUCUGGUACUGCUAUUAAAAGCUGUUUACUUUUGGUACACAGGAAUACGAUGUGUCUAAGGAAAUCAGCACAUUUCUUCGUGUAGCUAGCAUUGUGCCCACGAAAUUCUUUCCUGUGCCUUUUGGAUAAUCCUAAUCCUGCUGUUGUCUUGACUGAAAGCCUUGUAGCACCUGUAGGUACAGCGCAGUACAGCAAGCCAUUCUUUGGGACAACAUAGAGCAAUGUCUUAACUGCAGCUUCAGAGACCUGAGCAAACUGGUCAGAUCUACAGUUAUUUGUAAUCAAUUUCUUACUUUUUAAUCUUGGAAGUCUUUUAUCAUGUGUAUAGAAAAGCAUAAUGUGUGUGCUUGAAUGUAAGUCCCUCUGGUGUUCCUGGAAAAGCAGAAGUAUUAACUGCCAGAGUCAUUUCUUUCUGCUGGUAACUUGCUGUCUUGUGUUAAUGACAAGUCUGCAGUGUAAAAUCACAUAAAAUUACCAAAGCUUUUCUAUCAGCCAAAAGUGAGGUUUCAUGGAUUAGUACUGUUACUUUUAUAUCUGUCAGUAAGCUAUUGCUAACUGAGUAAAGCAGGUACUAGUAAAAAGUUAUAAACACUGCCCAUAUUUAAGAGAUUUGGGUGUUCAUAGUUGCUGUUUUGAUGUGUGAAAUCCAUGCCAGCUUUAAAAUUAAGAGUUUGCUUUUUAAAACUCUUAAUCUUAUUCUUGUAAUUCUAAAAUUAAUGCAUCAGCUUGGUGACUAAACCUGGUGCCUUUUACAGCCAGGUUUGAGCUUUGGGACAUUUAAGGAACACUAUGAAGAUAAGUAGAUUUGUGACUGAACUGCUCAGUGUGUCAUAGUCAGAACAUUUCACAGCUGCUGGGAAGCAGUCUGCGUGAUGUGACAGCAGAUGUCACCUGCAGUUACCCGGAGAGUUGAUGCUGCUUUUGGGAGGAGCCACAAAUGCACACCAGAGGGGGGGUCAGACAGAAUUGCUACGAGCCUAGGGGUUUCUGAAUCAAAAUUCUUGGAUCAGAAACAAAGGAGCUCCUUUAUCUCUUUAUUUCCCCCACUUGGCCUGCACUGUUUAUUUUUCUUUCUAGUUGUCAUAAUUUUAAAUACUGUAUAGGUUUAUGAUGUCAGCCACUGACAGCUCCUGAGUUAGGGGCAAGUUCAUGUACAGCUUUACCCCAAGGCCCCAUCACUCACACCCAGGACACUGCAGGUUCCCGUGGCUGUGGGCGAUGAGCAAGCAGGGCUGCCCCAAGGACCCUGCCCAGCUCCCCCUCCUGCCAGGGCUGGGGGUCCCCCCUGCCUGCUGGCACCGAGCCCCUCGGGCACCCACCUGCACCCCUGGGCCUUGCAAACCCCCCCCUCCAGGGCUUUCUCUAGCAAUAUGUACAGGUAGGUGUUUGAGGGGUAGGUGGGAUGGAGGAAAUGGAAUUUCUCCCGUUCAAAGCACCAGCCCUCGCAGUUACACUUUGGCUACGUCUCAGUUUUCAUAAACUUACUUGGAAGGGAGAGGAACUGGAUUAAAACACACAAAAAAUUAUACCUUAUGAUUCAGCCCUUGCAUUGAGUCCACCAAUGAGGACUGGAGGUCAGGGCCUCCUGUCAAGAGAGAAGGAAAAGGAUACUUGGCUCCAGAGUGGAUAUUUGAGGGAAAUAUUUCAAAGGUUUUUCCAUGUCUUUUACCCCAGAACUAGACCAUCCUUUUCCCCAGAGGUUAUACCAUGUGGAUUUAAACCCAUGGAUUGUGUUUUCUUUUCUGAACAGGCAUUAGUUUGUCAGUUCCCUAGGGUUUGUUUCUCAUUGAUACCAGGAUAAAAGGUGGUGUCAUCUUAAAUUGGAGGGGUUUAUUAACACACAGUGUCUGUCAUCUCAGACCUCACAGGAGUCGUAUAAUGGAAUAUCACUGUAAAUACAUGGAGGAGGUUUAGAUGAAUUGAAGCAUAGGCUUUUCGUUUUCAUGAAGCUAUGAAUAAAAAUUUGUAAAUUUACUCUUGAUCUAAUGUACAUUUUUAUGUAGCCAUUAAAUUCUCUAUUUAAUCUAUCAGUUUCUCACUGUAAAUGUUUUUACUCUCAGUUGAAUGCUGGGCACAGUUUGUAAUGUAUGUACACAAAGGUGUUUUUUUCUAUCAAUGUUGACUUUUUUGCACAUUUUUGGAAAUAUUUAAUUUGUACACUGAUUUAAUACUCUGACCAAUUGUUGAUGGGUGUAUGAGAAUCACGUGUGUGUGCAAUGUACUACUGUCUGGAUGUAUGGUUUUUUAUUACUUUUGAGAUGUUGCUAUCAGUAACUGCACUGCUGUUGCUGCUUUACAUGGAAUAUCUUGUGUAUAAAAAAAAAAAAAAAAGAUAAAAACGAUUUAAAAAUUAGCCUAUGGUUAUCUUGGUUGAGGAACUCAGGAGUUGAGCAUUGCUUACUAGUUCCCUUGGUAUAACAACCUUCCAAACUUUUAAAAAAAAACCAACCACCACCCCCAAACAAAACAAAUACAAAAUCCCUUGUAAUUCUGUGUAUACAUUGAAUGUGUGUGUAUGUAUAUAUAUCCCAGUAAUCUUAUUCCACAAUUUCAUUUCUACAUUUUUAUGAACUUGUUUUUUAAGGGUACUAUGUUUAGUUAGAAUGAUUAAAUAUAUAAAAGCUUUGAGAGAUGAUUUACUAGAUAAAUAUAUUUUCAGCUGGCUGAUGUUCAAAAUAUUUUUUUAAUUUUUGUUUUUAACCAUUCGAAAUGUAUUUGUAUUUCCAAAAUCAGACACGAAUUGUACUUAGAAAUAUAUUAAAACACUCCGUAGGGA